AUGCUUAUGAUUAGGUUAUACCCGUCACCUUCCCGCCACCCGACCUCCGCUUCCCCGCCACCCCAUCUCCCAGCUCGCCGACCGAUCUCCCGUGCUCGCCGCCCGUCCCCUUCCCGCGGCCCGAUCUCCCAUCUCUGCCGCCCGAUAUCCCCUUUUCGCCUCCUCUCGCCUCCCCGCGCGGCCUCCUCUCCCCUCCCGUCGCCCUCGCUUCCCCCUCCCGUCGUCCUCGCUUCCCCCUCCCGAUGCCCUCGCUUCCCCCACCCAUUGCUAGUCCACUUGCGCCAUCUGUCAGCGUGGGGCAGCAGCAUCACCAACGCCUCCUCCUCUCACCUCCUUGCCUUCCCCCGUUCCCCCUCUCCCCCCCAAACCCCCACCCACUCUUCCUCUGUAGUCCCUGAUUCACUUGCGCCAUCUGUCAGUGUGGGGCAGCAGAAUCACCAGCGCUUCUGCCUCGCUGCUCCUCGCCUUCCCCCACCUGCUCUCCGCCAACCUCGCCUGGACUGCCCUCUCUCACCUCCCCGCCCACCCCUCCCUCACCGCCCUCCACCUCUCCCACUGCCCCCUCCUUUCCAUUGGGUUCCCUCUCCCCUCCUCCUCGUCCUCUCCCUCCGCCUCCUCUCCUUCCUCCUCUCACUCCUCCUCCUCCUUCCCCCUCACUCAUCUGGUUAUCUCUGGUGCCUCAAUCGCUCCUCCCUCCUCCCUCUUCCCUCCUCACCUCCUCGCCUCCCUCACUCGCCUGACCUCUCUACUGCUGCUGUCCCUGACGCCCUUCUUUUACACCUCGCCCACUCCCUUCCCCACACGUCCCUGCACCAUGGCCCAGGGUUUAUUGCAUGCAGUGUAGCAGCCAAGAAAGGCCCAGAAACAUAA
This is a messenger RNA of Closterium sp. Naga37s-1, 870 nucleotides long. The record is from the annotation of a GenBank genome assembly. NCBI's taxonomy places the organism in Eukaryota, Viridiplantae, Streptophyta, Zygnematophyceae, Desmidiales, Closteriaceae.